Labeo rohita (rohu) is the source of this 1265-nucleotide messenger RNA. RefSeq names its product E3 ubiquitin-protein ligase RNF183. Gene Ontology annotation, biological process: protein ubiquitination. The record is from RefSeq and is a predicted model, not a curated record. NCBI's taxonomy places the organism in Eukaryota, Metazoa, Chordata, Actinopteri, Cypriniformes, Cyprinidae. Bases 291 to 875 code for a protein of 194 amino acids. Gene Ontology annotation, molecular function: ubiquitin protein ligase activity. The transcript is spliced from 2 exons.
UAAAAAAGAAAGUGGUGAAGUGACUUCAGGUGUUUUUGUUUUUCUAUGUAAAACAUGUCAGGAGAAGUGAAGUAGAUGCACAAAGAGGGAAAGGUGGCACUGAGAAAAAACACUGACACAUCUCAUUCUCUCCCACAGGCAGCAAAGACGCAAACUACAGCCUCAGCGUUCAGGACACCUGCCUCACCUCACAGGGUAAAAGACGAGACGUCUUGAGAUGAACUUGCUACAUCAUCAUGGAUCUUGAAGAUGCCCAUUGACUUUGCUGUCCCACACCACCUCCCCUUGUCAUGGAGUCUGACCCGAACCACCUCCGUGACCCCUACAAACCUGCGGACGACAACAUCGAUCCCCCCGAUCUGGAGUGCGCCAUUUGUUUCUGCCAGUUCAACAACGUCUUCAACACCCCUAAGGUACUUCAAUGCAAGCACACCUUUUGCCUGGAGUGUCUUGCGCGGAUGAACGUGAAGUCCACCCAACCCGACACCAUCCAGUGCCCUCUAUGCCGCGCAUACACCCCGUUACCCGACUUGGGUCUUCCCAAGCUAGCAAAUGACUCCACGGUGCUGUCAUAUCUCCCGGCUGCCAUGCAGCACGUCUACAGCAUCCGCUUCAACCGCAACAAAGGCAAACUGCAGGUGAAGAGAGUGCCCAGCUCUGCCCCAGCCUUGACGCAGACUGUCAGCCAGACUCUGGACGUCGGGAACCCAGCGGGCUCAGAGGGUCCGCAUGGCAGAGACAGGGGUAGAGAGAGGUCCUUACUGAUCACCAUCUUGCGAACCCCACUGUGCAGAGCUUUUAUCAUGAGCUUAGUGGCCAUACUGACCGUCGUUCUCACCAUUACUAUCAUCAUCACCAACGCCAAGAAAAACUAAGCCCAAAUACUUCGGUUUUGACAUGCACGAUAUAGUGCAUGUAGCACAAAUAUUGUGCGCAGCUCAAUUUAUCUAAUGGCGUGUACAAUGUACGCGCAGCAGAACUUUUUUUGCACUAAUCAGUUUGUCCACAAGGUGGCGACACUGACCGUUGUUUCACAGUCUGAAAAGAAAUGGAAUGAGAACAACAGAAACAUUAUAUACUUCCGCAUUGACAAGCAAUUGUCAAAGGGCAUUAAAAUACACCAGCGACUCUAGUUUUACAAAUACAAAACUUUUAUCACUCAAAACACUUGGACAGGGAUUAAUCUUUCUGUUGCAUAUACACUGAGUGCAUAUGUGCACACAUUAUUAAAUGGCUUUGAAAGGCUGUGUGUUUGACUUUGCAAA